GUAAGUGAGAGAGGUGAAAGUGAUAUUGAAACUAAGCUCUCCCUUCCCUGCCAUGGCGACGCCGCUGCUUCAGAAACCCUCAAUCCAGAAGCUUUGAGUCCAUCCAUUUUUCAGGCAAGUCGUUCAUCAUUUCCCAACACAUCUUCUAUUUCUAUCGAAACAUGAUUGCAAUUGCACGCAGGAAUCUCUCCUGUUUAUUUGUAAACCCUAAUUCAUUUCUCUGCAACUCCAAUGCUCAUCUCUUCCCGUCAAUCCAUUUCUUCUCCACUUGGAGGGUGAAAAACCCAAUCCCUAGCCCUGAAAUCUACGAUCUAUUGCUCAACAAACACCAAUUUCUUCCUGAAUUAGCUUCAAUAGCUUCAACUGGUUUACCUAAAGCUAGUAGCCCCAUAGGAGCUGAUUCAGUAGUGUCAUUCCUCAAAGAGAAUAGCUUUACGGCUACUCAGCUGCAGAAAGUCGUCACAUAUGAUUCUCGAAUUCUAGGGUUUACCAUUGAGAGCAUUAAUUUCAAAUUGAAGGUAUUCCAGAGUUUGGGCCUUUCCCCCAAGGAGAUUGCCAAGAUAAUAUCCGAACAUGCGACUAUUUUACAUUUAAGUUAUGAGAAUAGUAUCAUUCCCAAAUUAUCGAUGCUAAAGUGCUUGCUGGGAUCCGAUCAUGAUGUGGCCAGACUUUUGAAACGAUGCAGCUGGUUUCUGUCAGCCGUUUUGGAGAAAACCUUAAUGCCAAAUAUGGAAAUCUUGAAGAGCUAUAGCAUACCAAUGGUGCAUAUCCUUCAUUUUCUCUAUCUUCGCCCGAGAUGUUUCGUGGUCAAGCCGGAUAUUAUGCAGAAAUCUGUAGUCAGGGCUAUAGAAUUUGGGGUCCCUUGGACUUCAGGCGUUUUUAUCCAAGCUGUGAAUCUUUUCACUCAUACGAGUGAAGGGAUGUGGGAAGUCAAGGUGCAAACGCUCCGCGAUUUGGGAUUUUCUGAUGAUGAUAUACUCACAAUAUUUAGGAAGCAACCAUUGGUUUUCUCACUAUCUGGGAAGAAAAUGAAGAAUGUCACAGAGCUUCUGCUUGCUACCGGUAAGUACGAUCUAUCCAGCAUUGUCACUUGUCCAGCAGCCCUCGGGUACAGUAUGAAGAAGAGGAUUGAGCCGCGAUUGCAAAUACUUAGACUUUUGGAAAGUAGGAGUUUGAUUGAAAAGUGGCCAUCACUUUCACGUGUUGUUACGUUAACAGAGGAUAGAUUUUUAGACAGAUGCGUUAAGCCUUAUUGUGAUGAGAUUGUCGAAGAACACAUCACAAAGAUAUAUGUGGAAGGCAGAAAAAGAUGAAGCUUUGUUCCAUGUUGAUGAACUUGGGAAAGGCCUUGAGCUAGCUAAAGAAGAUUCAAAUGGAUUGUUAGUUUAUAUUCUAAACUUUCUUAUAUUGGAUGCAUUUUGAAGCAAUUGCUGUAGAGUUGGAGGUGACUGGAUUCAGCUGAGUUCGGAGGAAUUAAUAUGAUUUUUUUUUUUUUUUAAUGAUCAGUAGGCGAAAUAUGCUGUUGUGAAUCCUUGUGGCUUUUUCCAGUGUUUCUCAAUUUCUCAUCUCAUUAAUGGAACUUCCUUCUAUUUCUCAAUACAUUUGGUUGGAAAUGCUCUUAUUUUGAGAGGGUUAAUUGGAAACGGCAGUCAUCAGAAA
Messenger RNA from Salvia miltiorrhiza (redroot sage), 1659 nucleotides. RefSeq lists its product as uncharacterized. Gene Ontology annotation, molecular function: double-stranded DNA binding. The record is from RefSeq and is a predicted model, not a curated record. Gene Ontology annotation, biological process: regulation of DNA-templated transcription; chloroplast organization. Bases 162 to 1313 code for a protein of 383 amino acids. Gene Ontology annotation, cellular component: chloroplast. The transcript has a single exon. NCBI's taxonomy places the organism in Eukaryota, Viridiplantae, Streptophyta, Magnoliopsida, Lamiales, Lamiaceae.